Messenger RNA from Phytophthora nicotianae INRA-310, 489 nucleotides. RefSeq lists its product as hypothetical. NCBI's taxonomy places the organism in Eukaryota, Oomycota, Peronosporomycetes, Peronosporales, Peronosporaceae. The record is from RefSeq and is a predicted model, not a curated record. Gene Ontology annotation, molecular function: protein binding. The transcript has 2 exons. Bases 1 to 489 code for a protein of 162 amino acids.
AUGGAGACACCAAAGAAGGCGGGCUUCUGGACGGAGCAUGUGGAUCCAAAGAGUGGUCGAAAGUACUAUUUCAAUAUGGCAUUGGGAAGAAGCUACUGGGAGCUGCCGUCAGAGCUGCAGGCUCAAGUGAAGAAACCAACACUGGAUGCACUUCGUGAAUGGGAUCCAGAGACAGCAGAGCGCAAGUACGGCGCUGCAAAUCAACAACCAGGUGAAGAAGACGAGGAGAUCCGUAGGAAACGGGAGGUGGCGCUGGCCAAGUCCCGUACAGAAGCGAAAGAAGCCCAGACCGCGUCGACGAAGCUCUCCCUGGAGGAGAGAAUGUCUUUAGCAGCGCAGAAGAGGAAGGCAGCAGAAGUGCAAACCAAUACCGGAGACAACCGAGUACCCACUUCAAGCGAAACCAAUGAAUACUUGGAAAUGGUGCGUCAACUGCAGCAGAAUGAUGACAGUGAGGAAGGAGCAGGAGGCAAGUGGCUCGUGAGAUAG